GCUCGUAUCUAGUGGAAGUUGUCAUACGCGGUAAAACACGCUAUUUUGAUGCGAAAAAUUACGACGGCACGAAUGUGGGGCGAUUUUCCAACCAAAAGGGUGUAUUAAAAGCUCUCAAAGAUGUCAGACGACGAUCAGACAGCAGAGUCUUCCCUUAUUUUGAAGAAUCGGAGUGGAAGGACGUUAAUGACGAUUUGGCAAAGGAAGCUAACGCGUGUUAUAAGCUAGAUGGAAGUGAGCUCCAGGUUUUCUCGAAGAUCGACAUUGAGCCGAGUGAUGAUCCAGUUGAGAUAUUCACGUCGUAUGGUGAUAUUAGAUCGUUCUGGAUCGCUGCAAUUGUCCGAGAACCGACAAAUUUCCCCCAAGAGAUGGUGAGAAUUGUCAGAAAGCUUUUCAACGCUUCUCGCAGCAACUGGUCACUGGAGCAGAAGGUCCGUUGGGGAAGCUGCGAAGAUUUAAUUGAUGAAAACGGGAAGGUGUGUACUUUCAUUGAAGAAUAAUUUCACUAUAUGUGUUCUUGCGGAUGUUUAAAAAAGAAAUGAUUUAAAAUUGCUUUCAAUCUCACAAAACGGCUAUUAGUAUCAAAUUUGUUAUAUAUAUAUAUAUAUAUAUAUAUAUAUAUAUAUAUAUAUAUAUAUAUAUAUAUAUAUAUAUAUAUAUAUAUAUAUAUAUAUAACCUCAAAUAAAUGUUAUCCUAUCCAGGAAGGCCUAACUUAAAUUUUGAUGUAUAACACAUGCAUUUUUGUUUAGUAUUACCCAAGAUAUUGGUAAAUCAAUUUGAAUAUGCAAUUCCAAAAGGUUCCAAAACUAGCUGAAAAUAGCCUAUUAAAUACGAGUAAAGGAAGUUAACGAUAUAUGAAGAACACAAAGGCAGUAAAUAACGCGUUUAUCAUGGAAAAUUAAAUAACUAUAUUCUUGCACGUGUGACCAUACUAUCGAACGAACGUUGGAUUUAUUUGCUGAUCAAAGUUAUGGCAAUCAGCAAUAAUCGCUUCACGAAGCUGUCUCAAAUUGUUCGGUUGUUGAUCUAAUUUAAUUCCCUAUAGCUAUGGGACAUGGAAAUACUGCGAAGCAAUUCUUAAUUAAAAGAGCCAUGUUUUUCGAAAUUUUGUUGCUUUUCAAGUGAUAAUAAAACAAAUAAAUAAAUAAGGAAAAUCAUUCGUUACACGUUUCAAUUCAAAUUAAAUUCAUACAAGCGAAUAUGUCUGACGAAACUCUAAAAUUUAUCAAAACAGUUUAAUAGGCCAUUUUUAGCCAAUUUGUUAGAUUUUCAAAAAUUCGUUCCAAAUUUUAUUUGGCGAUAUCCCAGUCAAUAUUGCACGUAAAUAAACAUACUAUAGCUCAAAAUUUAAGUUAGACUUUUAUGAAUACAGCUACGUUUAUUUCAGCGAUGUAACAUUUAUAGUUUUUUCGCUGUACUAAAUCAAACGCGUGAACUUUUUUUUGCGCCACCCGGUAUAUAUAUAUAUAUAUAUAUAUAUAUAUAUAUAUAUAUAUAUAUAUAUAUAUAUAUAUAGACUAUAUAUAUAUAUAUAUAUAUAUAUAUAUAUAUAUAUAUAUAUAUAUAUAUAUAUAUAUAUAUAUAUAUAUAUAUAUAUAUAUAUAUAUAUAAUAUAUAUAUAUAUAUAUAUAUAUAUAUAAGGGCUUAAACUCAAGCAAAUUGUCUGAAAUUUUGUACAGUAAUUAAAAACCGAACAAAUUUUCUACCUAUUAACUCAAAAUAUGAUUAAAGCUUUUAAAAUUCGUGCGAAAGCCAUUUCUAGUUUGUUAGAAAAGACACCCCCCCUGGUUUACAGAAUUUGAGUUCAAGAAAUUUUUGUCAUUAUUCUACAUUAUAAACACCCAAAGAAGCUAUAUACAUCAAAAACUGGAUACUAAUAGCUGUUUUGCGAAAUUGAGAGCAAUUUCAAAUCUGUUCAGUUUUUUUAUACACCCUGCAUGUAUCAGAGAUUUCAGUAUAGUUUAUGCGAUUUGUAAAGAAACUUUAAUGAAAUACGCUUGGGCUGUGUGUUACCUUAACAGCUUAUUUGAUGGAAAAAAGUGCGAAUCCUGUCCCCUACACGGCGUCCAAAGCUCAAUGUCGCCAGGCCUUAUACCUGAAUGUAAGACUGUAUAGUAUCCAUGUUUGUUUGUAAAGCAAUGAAAACAAUGUUCAAAGGGCGUUGAUAAGUACACAGGUGCUAUCGAAGCGUACUGUAUUACUAUUAAUAAUAUAUAUAAAGAUAUUACUCGACUGUGAUUGGUUGAUUUCAGUGCAGUUAAUCCCAAAAAGCAGUGCAAUUUUCUGUAAUCACAGUGCAAUUUUCUGUAAUCACAGUGCAAGUUUUUGUAAUCACAGUGCAAUUUUCUGUAAUCACAGUGCAAAAAUCUGUAACAAACUGAUCUGAUUGGUGGAAAAACAUUGUGAUGAUUAACUCAACCAAUCAUUUUAAAACAAUUUAGUUUGAGGUCUUUGAAAAACUCACUCGUGCAUGUUAUAUGCAAAUUGCACUCGAAACCUUGCUAUUACCUAUACUAAUAGUAUUUCAUGUAUAUAUUAUUAAAGUAAUAUAGCACGUUUCUUGUAUAGUAUGCACUUUGCCCUUAAUUAAGACAGUCCUUUCUCUAUUACUAUUGAUUGAAAACCAGUUUCAAAAAUAUCAAUAUAAAAAACUCAUCUCUUGCAUAUCGACACAUUCCGCAUCCAAAAACCACAGUCGUUUCGAAAUGCACGCAUGGUUACCAGGCCUGGACGUUAGCUAUAUACAUCUUUUGCCUUUGCACAAUUAAAUUUCUCUCGUUCUCCUGAAAUUAAAUAAGCUCGGAUCAAAUGAGGAUAAGAGUGCAUGGGAAUUGGCAGCCAUGCACGCGACUCAUAUAUGAUGUGCUCUAUUUAAGUCAAAACUUUUAUCAUGUUCAUUUUGAAAUCAAUGGUUGAUUGGCUCUGGGGAGUGCGAUUGGUGGUAAAAUCGCAUCCGUGGUUCAACCAAUCGUACUAGAGUGCCGUCCUCAACCAAUCAUAUUUAAUCGCAUGAUUCAAAAAGCAAUCACGAGUUGUUAAGAAAAGUGUGAUAUGGCAAUGAGCAGAACGAAAAAUUUACAUUUGUCUGCAUGAUUACUCUAUGAAAUAUGGUCAAAAUGCCAACAAAAGAAACUUUAAAGGCAAUUUUCCAUUGCAGUCGCUUUGCCCGCUCGGGCGGAGCGGGCUUUGAAAAUCUGUUCACGCGGGCGUGACGGGCUUCAGAAACAAUGAACGCUCCGCCUGCGCGGGCAAAGUGACUGCAAUGGAAAAUUGCCUUAAAGUGUCAGGUGAAACAAUCGUAGUUCCGAUGUUUGAACGCACAAAACUGCAUCAAAUUAGCUCUAUCAAAUCACUCAUAAGACCAAUAAUAUGUUUAAACUUAGCUAUACUUGUGUUAACAUCUUAUUCUUUAAGAAUUUCGUCGUUUUUCAAACGAAAAAAUACAGUUUGAUAAAACUGUCUUGUUCGCUUAUUGUUGCUAUGCUACGGCAUUCAGGGAGGCACCGUGGUGUCCACGGUUGGCACAAAAGACAGCAAAUUCGGCCACGUACAAAUAACUUUCUGUCGUUAGUUUGGAAUAUAACGAAACUUCCUCACAGGAGAGAACUUGCCAUUCCUAAAAAUCCUAUCGUUUUUGAUUUUCGAUUUGGUUACAUUUUGGCGGGAAAAUCACGUGCUAACUUUGGCGCCAAAAAAUUAAACACGAGAUUUGGACAUGCUAGGAACAUUUUUGAAGAGAACAUUUUUUAUUUUUAUCUUCGUAAGGACAUCCCGCAGCCAAAUUAAACACGUUAGACAAAUUAAAGUAUUUUACCUUUUUGUUAAUCUGGAAGAACAAAUAAAACAUAAUGUUUCAACCUGGAUUCAAACCCUUCAAUUAACAUUAUAUUUCCGGCUUACAAAAAUGUUUUUAAAAGAUUUCACUGAUAAAUAUAACAAAGUGGAAAUUUUGUAAUCACGCGUAUGAUUUCCGUCCAAAUUACACUCCAUGAAUUACCAUUAAAUACUAGGAGUUACUAUCGCAAGGAAAAUGCUGCCGAUAUGUACAUGCAGGAUGUACUACAACCAAAAAGUGUCUUUUUCACUGUAUGUUUCUACAUCAAUGACCUCGUACAAUUGUAUAAAGUAUAAACACGGUGGUCAAAUGUGUAUAAGCGUGGAACGUGUAUCGUGGGUUAAAUUUAAACUAAAGUUGUAAAAGCAGCAAUAAUAAUCUGUAAUUCUUGAAAAAGAUCUUCUAUACAACAUUCAAGGUCUGUUUAAUUAAUCAGCAUUAAAUUUUGAACUUUCGUUUAGCCUAGUGACUUAUUUCAAUGCAUCAAAACAAUUCUGCCUUCCCUCAUGUAAACACCCCAAAGAUACCUGUUCAGGAGGUAGGAAAAGUGCAAUUUGAAUAUCAAAUACCUUGCACAAAGUCAAAGGUCGGCUAAAUGUUCUAAUUCUACUUUCUUGGCGUGGGCAGUUUUAAAUACCUUCAAUGCUUAUAAUUUCUUGCUUUUGUACAUAUAAUUAUAAUAUUUUCAGUGGCAAAGCUAGCCAUAGCAAUAGGUCAUGCUAUGCAAGUUUUUAAUGAAUUACAUCAUUCAAAUAAAUGCAGGUUUAUUAGCAUAUAGCACGUUCAACCACGAGCAUACUUAGAGUGGAUCGAUAUCGCAAAUACCGAAUACCGAUAUACCGCCAUCAGAACACAGGUAAAUACCAGCAUAACGGUAUUUUUAACGUUUUUUUUAAAGGACAUUGGCAACCAAAAUUUUUAUUGCUUCAUCUGAAAGAGCAUGAAAAAAUAAGCCGUUUAGUGCUCUUUCUAUCUCAUUUAGUUCCGAAUUUAUACGCACAAAUGUCCAAAAUAUAAAUUGUUGAUUCAGCACAACGUGUGACGUCAUUGGUUGGGGAAGUAAUGUAUGUUUCUUGAAUAGUAAACUAAAGCAUAGAUAAGUUAUUAUUGCCUCAAAUCAAAUGAAAUUUUGCAUACAGAUAGGACAUGAUGAGACGCAUGGAAAAUACUUCUAAUUUUGUUGUCAAGGAAACACAGUCGUUCCCAGGCCCCUUACAUUUGAUUUGGGCCCAUAAUAACUGAGCUAUGCUUCAGUUUACUACUCAAUAAACAUACUUACCCAACUAAUGACGUCACACGUUGUGCUGAAUCAGCAAUUUAUAUUUUGCACAUUUUUGCAUAUAACUUCGGAACUAGAUGAGAUAGAAUAGAGCAUUAAACGGCCAACUGGCUUAUUUUUUCAAACUUUGUUUUCAAAUGUUGUCGGUUUUAUUCAUAUUUUAUUCACAUCUUAACUCGAUAAUUCACUUUAAUGCAAGCUGGUAUGCAUGAAAUUACAGUGAAUGUUAUCGUUCAUUAUAAAGCUAGCGCAUCAGUUGUGUUUUUAUGUUUGUUUCUAAUAGUCUUAAUUCUUUAUGUGGAGUUUUAAUACUUUAUCUGUUAAGAAAGGCGAGGGGUUGCGGCGUGCAUGUAUUUUCUAGUUUUACGUAAUAUCAUGACCAGGUAUGUGAAAGAUCCAGGACGACGGGCCACGUUACAGAAAUAUCAUGCAGGACGAAAUGAACAAAUGCAGAUUCAAAUUACUAAGAGAACAAGAUGAAUUACUGAGGCGACGGUCGCAUGAAUACUUAAGGGAAUGUCUUUGGAUGAAUAACAGAAUAAAAGAGUUGUACAUGGGGGAAUCUUACCACAAUUAAUGAAACGAAGAUCAACUGUUUUAUUUCGAAGUUUUGGAUAUCCAAGCUCAUGCUUGACCAGCAUCCUAAAAAGAUACAAACGUGUUGAAAAUUAUGUUUGUAAUGUUGUCUCUGAGUGUGUCCAACAACGGUCAAGUUGAAAAGUUUGCUUGACCGUGGUGGAAAUCGAACCCUUGACCUUUGGUUUGCUAGUCUAUGGUCUACUAGCAAAAACGCCACUUCAUCUCAAUUGUCUUUUUGCUCUCGAAAUCUACCGAAAGUGACGUUUAAUUAAUAAGGCAUUCUUGUGGCAGGACACACGAAACGAAGACUGAUUUGCAUAUAUCUUAUUGAAUUUCGGCCUAGUAUUUUGCGAAUUUCCAAAGUAUUUCUCCAAGCCCUGAAAAGGCGAUGGAAAAUGCGAGAAAUGAGAAUAAAUUUUUAACAAUUUAUUGAGAAUUCUACACAGUAACAACAUUGCACCAUUAAAUAACUAGACACUGACAAGUACAAACACAAUACAGACAUAGUGUACAAUACAAGAGUAGAAGAGCCAAACGGACAAAAUAAAGCACGAACGGGAUACGAAGUCCCAUGCAAGGUGCUGCUUGAUUAUUCUCAUAGUAACGCUUCAAUUACAACUGCUUACCAUCAGAUAUAGGUGCACAAUGGUAUAUGUAUAUCAGGUUAUGUGAAGCAUUUACUGUCGUUCCAAUUGAAGUAUUUCUCAAAUAUUGAUUCAAUACAUUACCUCGGGCUGACCAAUUCAUUUGAUCAAGUUCCUCUAGAUAUUUAUACACUUCCUAGUAUAAUUGUAAACUUCCUGUUGAAUAGUUUGAAUGCACCAAUCACCUUUGUUGUUUGUGCAACAAACCAAUCAUAAAUAGAAAGGAAGUGGCCAGAAAUGAUCAAAUACUUGGAAUUGGCUCUUUCACAGGAAGUGUAUGAAUAUCUCGAGGAACUUGAUGAAAUGAAUUGGUCAGCCCGAGGUAAUGUAUUGAAUCAAUAUUUGAGGAACACUUCAAUUGGAACGACAGUAACAUUUAAAACAAACGUUUAUAUUGUACUUGUGCUGUGAGAUAUUUCAAUCAGCAGCUUCAAGCUAUCUGCAGGGUCUGCUGUCAACUCGAACACAUUUCACGCAAAAGGUAUUUCAAUCAAAUUUUUAACGUACUGUACUGUUAUUAUUAGCAUGACAAAAUUACUGGAUACUGAUUGGUUGAGAGGAGUACAAUUAUUUCAUUAAUUGUACUCCAGUACAAUUAAUGAUUUCCCAAAACAAACAAAAUGGCGGAAAGGUAUUAAAAUACAAAAUGAGAUGAAAUUGCCCUAGAAGAACUAGAUACCAACAAAAGCACCAAAUUUUUAUUGGUUGAUAGUCUGGCAGGACUGGGCUUUGGCGAGAGAAUAUGAUGUUGAUCAUUGCGAAGUAUCCAAUUUUGUCAUGCUAAUAAUAAACAAGUAAUCAGGCCGCUCGUCCAAUUUUGGCAAAACUUCCAAACAUCACUCGUACUAUUAAUCCCUAAUUGUACUCGCCAUCGCAUGAUUACCUGUACCUAUACUAAUUUAGUUUUAACCAUAUAAUAAUGUAGAAGAUCUCUGUAAAAUACAGUCAGUGCAAAUGGAACCCAGAGGUCCUAAGCAUAGUGACAAAUAGACAAUUAAACUAUAUUUUUAAGUCCAUUCGCAUGUGUCAGCUUUGUUGAAUGUGAACCCCCCGCAAAAAAAAUUAAAAUCUUUCCCUCUCCUCCCUGAAAAUGUUGUGCAAAAUUUGAAAUCAUAGUAUACACAGGUAUAUGUACCCAUUCCUGCUAAGCCGUGUAAAACUAAUCCUAACGAACUUAAAGGCCUUUACUUAAAUGCCCGAAGUUUGAAGUCUUUCGUCCCUGCACAAUGACACUUCAAAUAAAGUUGGCAAAAUAACCUUACUGCAGGAGUUGGUUCACGGUGGCGAAUAUGAAGUGGUCUGUAUUUGUGAAACUUGGUUAAAUAAUACAGAACUACUUGAUACAGAACUACUCACAGGUUUCAAUAUUUUUCGUCGCGACAGGACGGGGAGAAUUGGCGGUGGAGUUCUCAUCGCGAUUAAAGAAAACUUACAUGCUACUCGGCGUUGUGACCUCGAAAGAGAUGGCACUGAACUUGCUGUAGUUCAACUCAGUAAAGCGAACAAUGAACCAGUAAUUCUUUAUGUGUAUUACCGACCUCCAAACUCUUCUCCUGAUGCUGGUCUCAGUCUUCUAAACAACUCCAUAGCAAGUAACCCGGAGUCAUGUUGCCUAAUCCUAGUUGGUGACUUUAAUAUUCCUUCUAUCUCCUGGUCAGACAGCCCAUCAACUCCUAUUAGCACUGGUGGUUGCUCCAAUGGUGAAAACCUUUGUGAACUUAUCGACGAUAAUUUUCUGUAUCAGUUUGUAGAUGGCCCAACCCACCAUGCUGGAAAUAAGCUUGAUUUGCUGUUUUGUAAUCGUACCGAAACCCUGUCCGACGUACUAACUCUCUCCUGUGAUGAACAUAACUUUCCGACUGAUCACUAUACCAUUGAAUUCCUUAUUCGCACAAAGUUCAGUAAAGCAAAACCUGUGCGGCGAACAGUUUAUGAUUACAACCGAGCUAACUUUCCCGAACUUUGUAAAGCCUUGUCUCAAACAGAUCUUCGUGUAUCUCUUUCGGACAACAUUGAUGAUUGUUGGAAGCAUUGGAAGGACUUAUUUUUAUCAGUUGUGUCAAGUUAUGUUCCGACCAAAGUUGUUAAGGAUACCAACUCUCCUCCCUGGAUCGAUGGAGAAGUUCGCCAUCUAAUCCGGAAAAAGUACGUACACCGCCUUACGUAAAUAUCGCUUGAAGAAAACGCCUGAACGUAAGGUUAAACUGCGGACAUUGUGUCAGCAAGUAAAAAAUGUUAUUCGAAAGAAACAUAAAAAGUAUUUGGAUAAAAUUGAAAUUUCAUUUAAAGAAAAUCCGAAAUUGUUUUGGAAUUACCACAAAGCGGCACUCCACCACCGUUCAGCAUUGAAUCCUGUCAUCUUACACAACAAUGAGACAGCGAUGACCCCAAAACAAAAAGCAGACUUUUGCUCCGUUUUUCGACCACUUAAAGCUUUAUCUAUCACUGACGAUUCACCUCUCUUACUGUCGCCUGUGGAACAAUUGCCUGAUAUAACUGUCUCGGAAGAAGAAGUUGCCCAUCAUCUUGCACAAUUGGAUCCAACUAAGGCAACAGGCCCCGAUGGUAUUCCUGCUCGGGUAUUGAGGGAAUGCAGUUAUGCCAUUGCCCCAAGUCUUUGCUCACUCUUUAAUCAUUCAUUACAUACUGGUACUGUUCCAUCUGAAUGGAAAUCAGCUGAUGUUUCACCAAUUCAUAAGAAAGAUAAGAAAGAACUAGCUCACUGAAGGGCUUGAAUCCGGGUUUUUCCAUUAAUUUAGUUUAUUGUACGAUCAUCCAGAUUAAAUUUUUUUAAUUAUUUCUGACGUUUCGGCUACCUACACGGCAGCCAUUAUCAAAGACGUAUUACAGUUACACAAACUAAUUAUAAUAAUUUAUAAUAUAUAUAGUUAUAAUAAUUUUAUCUUGCGUCAAAAAUGACGUGCGCGUGUUCGUGAUGUUGUUUGCUCGCGCCUGCAUUCAUCGCGAUUAGUCCAGCGUGGCAGCGUAUGCUCCUGGCAUAUCGCGGCAAAUAUUGAUGCUGUUUUCAUCGCAUUUUGUAAACCAACUUUCCAAGAACAUUCUCUCAUCCUCAAAACCAGUAAACUCCAUACAAGUGGCUCUCUCCCAAUCAAUUCUAUGAUUUGUUUCCAUAUGAUAUCAGAAACUGAAGUUUAUUGUUUGUCCGACCCGAGUGUAUUGGUGUCUGACAGAACUGUAGCUUUGUCUGACGCUUUCUCCGUGCACGUAAAUCAAAAUGACCCUAGUCCAGCGGGUCAUUGCGGGGCGGCGAGUGAAAUGGUGAGGUGGAAAACAAGCUUAAGUUAACGAAGUUGUACUGCUAUCAUUGGCAAGCAAGUUAAUUUUGGCUCGGAAAUAAGUCUGAAUGACGCAAAUUAAUAUCAGCACAAUGCAUUCAUUCUGAACUAAAUGUUAACUGUGAAGAUAAUAAAUAAUUUGUGUCAUUCACAUUUAUUUCCAAGCCAAAAUUAACUUGCUUGCCAAUGAUAGCAGUACAACUUCGAUAACUUUUAAGUUUAAGCUUAAAAGCUUGUUUUCCACCUCACCAUUUCACUCGCCGCCCCGCAAUGACCCGCUGGACUAGGGUCAUUUUGAUUUACGUGCACGGAGAAAGCGUCAGACAAAGCUACAGUUCUGUCAGACACCAAUACACUCGGGUCGGACAAACAAUAAACUUCAGUUUCACUUAGGUCGGACAGAAUGUCCAGUGGUUUCCUCUCUACGUCGGACAAUUUGAUGAAUGGAUCAGACAAGGUCCGUGACCGACCGAUAUUUCAAGGCCUGCAGUAGUACUGCAAUAUAUUUACUAGUAUUUGGCGCACAUGUCUGGCGCACAAAAAAGUCUCAUUCCAUACACUCAGGGCCUAAUGGAUGGGUUAUAACCAUAACUACAGCUUUCCAGCAAUAUAUUUUUUUUCAUUGAAUUUGUUGUUGGUUUGUCAAGUACUGUAUGUUAUGUACAACUUGUCAGUGUUAAGCACAAAGGGCGAGGAAACGGGCAACCCUCAGGGAUUUGACAUCAUGUAUGGCCCCGUGAGUAGUACCUUCUUCCCAAGAGAGGGGAUAUUUGACUUUCCAGAGAGGGGAUACCUGACUGUGCAGAGGGAGUCUGGCGAUCACCUUUUUUUGCGUUGGAUCCUCGUCACCAGGCCUCGCGACUGCACACCGUGCUGGAGAAUCAGACAUUUCCUGGAUUUUCAACAUGGUAAAGUUAUCAGUUAUAUAGUUCUAUUAAAUUUUGCUUAAAACAGGGUUGAGUUACAAAAUGGGUGUUUGGCACAAGCCCAUUCAAAUUUAUUUAUACCUCUGAGAAAACGAGAUCUUCACAGCAAAAAUCGCAAUAUAUUUCAACAGUUUUUAGUCGAACGGCGCGUUGAGAAUAUUUAUAGCUUGAAUAAUAAUGAGCCGCACUGAUUCGCGUGUUGCAUUUCGGGAAGACCCUCAUUCCUCCUCUGCUCUAGAACAUUUUCCAAAUACUUCUGGUUUCGAAAUCAAUUGGGUUUUUUUGGUGGGUGGGGGGGGGGAUCCCCCCCCCCCUUCAUAAAACACUGGCCUAGUGGGGCCUGUUGCCCCCUGCGGUCACUAACUUGUCUAGCCGAGCCUUCCAACAACUCAAAUCUAUAGGGUCUAGGAAAUGCAAUCCACUGGAAAAUGUUUAAAAUCUAAUAAGGUAUUUACACAGGGUUCGUUUUUGAGAUUUCGCUACUCGUUUUGCUAUACAGUAAUAUAAAAAAUAACUAUUCAACCUGAGAAGAUUUCAAAUGUGAAAAAGUAAAACUGAUAACAUUGGAAACGUUUGUUUUCAAACAAUUCUUUGUGUAUUUUGAGGCGAAACAUUCUCUCAUAUGCGCUGAUAUUUCUGAAUAGACAAUAGAAUUCUGUUGCGUUUCCUAAUGGCCUCAAGCUGUGUUUUGAUUUAAUGUUUUAAUAUGAUAGGCUGAUAUUAUAAAAAUGUGUCAAAAUCCACUUAGGAAAGGUCAAAAGUCAUGUUUAACAUGA
Messenger RNA from Paramuricea clavata, 11336 nucleotides. The record is from the annotation of a GenBank genome assembly. NCBI's taxonomy places the organism in Eukaryota, Metazoa, Cnidaria, Anthozoa, Malacalcyonacea, Plexauridae.